Symbiodinium sp. CCMP2592 is the source of this 3813-nucleotide messenger RNA. The record is from the annotation of a GenBank genome assembly. Lineage: Eukaryota; Dinophyceae; Suessiales; Symbiodiniaceae.
AUGGACCGUGGCUCCAGACAUGGACCUACACCUAUCGAGGCGGAGGCUUCGGGACCCGAGUCCUCUCCGUCGUCCGCAUCAUCCCGAUCCGAAGAUCGGCGAGGAGAGCUCAGCCCUUCCUCGUCCUCCGCGCCGUUUCGUCGAGUGUCUUCGCAGCGAGCAUCUCGGGCGACGACUCCGACCAGCACGGGAAGGUUGGUCUCCGGCCAUCUGUCUUCGGACUUCGACGAGCAGCUCUUCAAACCGGAGCUCUACGAGUUGGAAUCCGAGAAUGAUGCCCAGGCGCAGCAGCUUCUGCCCUAUCCCACCUGGUCGCCGGAAGCGCACCGGGAGGAUAUGAGACUGCCAGGUGCUCUGGGCUUCAUCCAGUCCGAUUGGUUUCUCGUGCUGUCCGGCUUGGUGGUUGCCUUCAACAUCAUGUGCCUCUACAUCCAGGUUGCGUGUGAUGUGACUGACGAGGAUGCGAAGGUCCUCGACAACGUAAACGACACUUGCCUGGUGCUGUACACCAUCGAGGUCGUGAUGCGACUGCUUCAUUUUCGAUUGCGAUUCUGCGCCCAUGCUGUCGAUGGCAUGUGGAAUCUCUUCGAUUUCGUUAUUGUUUGUGCGGGCGUAUUCGACCGCUGGAUAUUUCCAUCAUUGAAUGCUCAUAUUGGAGUCAAGUCACAGGCCAGCGUCUGGCUGCCGGUCUUGCGAGGCAUCCGAGUGCUUAGGUUCAUCCGCGUGGUGAAGCUCGUUGGGGUGCUUUUUCGCUCAGAUCUUCGGUGGACCGAGGGCGUGGCCUUCGCUUCAGUGGUCUCUGCAGUGAUCAUCACCAGUGUGAUCCUGAUGGGCCUGGAGACUGACAUCCAGUCUCCGCUUUGGGAACCCAUAAACGACUUGGUUCUGUUGUUCUUCCUUUUUGAACUGGCUGUCAACAUCCGAAAGCAGGGCUGGCUUCACUUCUUCACGUCUGAGGACCACGUUUGGAAUUGGCUGGACAUGAUCAUCGUGGUCUUGGGCACCCUCGACCAAUGGGUCAUCAAGAUCGUUUUCAUUGCGGUGUAUGGUCGAGAUCAAAGUCAUGAGCUGGGGAGCUCGCUCAUGCUCUUUCGCUUGCUGCGAAUGCUCAGGAUCUUGCGAGUUCUCAGACUCGUGAAGGCAGUUCAGCCGCUCUAUUUGCUGGCCCUCGGCAUUGCUGAGGCUGUUCAAAGCAUGUUCUGGGUUCUGCUCCUUACAAUGGUGGCGCUCUAUGCGUCAGCAAUUGUGAUCACGCGUAUUGUCCGCGAGACCCACAUAGAGGAUGUGCCAGACGCUGCAAAAGCCAAUUUUCAGAAUGUGCCUGACUCCAUGUUCACGCUCUUCGUCCUGAUGAAUGGUGAGGAGUGGCCUGAUGUGAUGCCUCUCUUGGAUGCGUGUCCAAGUCUCAAGUUCAUGUUUGUCCUUUUCAUUAUCAUCUCAACGUGGGCUUUGCUGUCGGUGAUGACCGGUGUGGUCAGCGACAACAUGAUCUAUGCCAGGGAGGCGCAGUCUCAGAAGGACGAUGCUCUGCAAGGGGAACGGCGAGCGAAGGUUCAGAAGGCCCUGAACGACGUUUUCUUUGCAUCGCAUGGCCUCUCCACUGACAAAAGGCUUGCAGCCAGAGACUGGCAAGACGUUUUGAAGGUUCCGUUUUAUGCGAAGAAGAUCAUGGAUGUCGUGCCCUCGGUCCCAAAGAAGGAUCUGUUGGACAUGUUCGACUGGCUGGAAGCAGAUGAGUCGGACUCCAAAGUCAGCUUCCAGGAGGUGUUGCGGGGAGUGAUGACUUUGGCCGAGCCGCCGAGUGGCAAGACCCUGCUCCAGGUCGACUCAGAAGUCAAGCAGCGGUUCUCUCGACUGCAGCAGCAGGGCAUGAACGUGGAAGACACCAUCGCAGAGCUCGAUGAGAAGGUGAGGGCAUCAUUUGUGACUAUGCAAGCUAUGAUGGAUGAGCUAUAUGAGCUUUCUGGGGCACCUUACUUGGGUCCGUCUGCUCUCACUCCUGAAAGCAUGUACCAUAAGACGUCGCCUGAUGACCCGCAUCACGAAAUUGGCACGUCGGUGGAGGGCAUCGUUCCGCCUGAGCCGAUGGAUCCACAGGACUCGGCCGUUGCCAAGGAGGAGGAGGAGGGCUCGGAGGAAGACGAAGAUUCCGAAGAGGAAUACGACAGAAGGGAGGGCUUGUGGCCGCUCGAGAAGUUGAAGGCCCAGCUCGAGGCUUUCUCCGUGGCGCGAGGGGUCGCGGUAAGAGGCGGCAGCACAUCUGCCAGUCGAAAAUUGGCAGUCCUGCUGACGACCGGUGCCAUGAACCCCCCACAUCUGGGGCACACGGAGCUGGUGCAAAAGGCUGCUGAGCGGCUGAGGAGAGAAGGUUUCGAAGUCGCCGGAGCCUUUAUCUCACCAUCCCAUGAUGGCUAUGUGCAGCCCAAGGCUCAAAAGUUGGGAACGAUAGGGCUCUCGUCACCUUUCCGCUUGGAGGCUGCGAGAAGAGCCGUGCGAAGUGACGAGCUUCUGGACGUUGCUAGUUGGGAGGCACAGAAGCCGGGACGCUGGCCAGACUUUCCGGAGGUCGCUGUGGCAUUGCAGAGAAAGCUGGAAAGUACGGAAAAGGCAUGGAAUCUGGACCAGAGCUUCAAGGUCUUCUAUGCAUGUGGAACGGAUCAUGCCAAAAGCAAUGGCCUCUACAAAGGCCUUCUGCCGGAGAGGGGGCUAGGUGUGGUCGUGGUCCCCCGUGCUGGUGAUUCUGCGGAAGCGGAAGUGCCAGAGAAGUCUGUCUACGUGGCAGAGGGCAUCUUGGGAGAGGGAUCGUCUUUCAGCUCCACCAUGCUGAGAACCGCGUUCAAGUCACGGAGAGCCACUCCGGUGGUGAAGAAGACGGUCGCCGACGAGGCUGCCUCCUUCCUUCUUCGACCCACACGCGAGGAGUUCUUGAUGUUUCCGGAGGACUUCGCCAAACUCGGCAUAGCCGGACUCCUAGCGCCAGCGGCUGGGGCUGGUUUGCAGUUCUUUACGCCAGGCGCGGCGCAACCUCAGGGGCCUGGCAUUGGCGCUCCCCCGCAGCCGGGGCCUGCUCCAGGCCAGGCUGUGCGAGCACCUGUUGGUGGGCAGAUGGGAGAGAUGAGUGGCCAGAUGGGCCCCGGCCAGAUGGGCCCCGGCCCAAUGGGCCCUGGUGCGAUGGGUCCGGGGCCGGGCCAGAUGGGUCCGGGGCAGAUGGCUGGCCAGAUAGGAGGACAGAUAGGGGGCCAGAUGGCACCUGGAAACUUUCCGCCACCAGCCGUAAAUAGCUACGACGACGACAUCGAAAACGAACCGCCUCUCCUCGAGGAGCUCGGCAUCAACGUUGAGCAUAUCCUCCUUAGAAUGCAAGGGGUCGCGUUCUUCAAGAAGCUGGACGAGGAGAUUCUCAAAGAUGCAGAUCUGAGCGGACCAUUGCUCAUUUGCCUAACAUUGGGCAUGGCACUCCUGCUUGUGGGCAAGCUUCAGUUCGGGUAUGUCUACGGUUUGAUUGCUGGUGGCUCCUUCGGCAUUUGCUGCCUUAUAAAUGUGAUGAGCCAGAAGGAAGGCAUCGACCUUUACAGAACAAUUAGCAUCCUUGGCUAUGGGCUGAUACCGAUUGUUUUCCUCGCGCUCUUUGGAAUUCUGGUUUCCCUGAAGUCCACCUUUGGUUCCAUCAUGGCCGCAGUUUGCAUAGCAUGGGCAACUGCGUCGUCCUCGAGAUUCUUCGCGAUUGCGAUACAUAUGCAGGACCAGAGGUGGCUGGUCGCUUAUCCUGUUGGUUUGGUGUACACAUUCUUCACUCUGAUCACCAUUUUUUGA